This is a messenger RNA of Trypanosoma rangeli, 1053 nucleotides long. RefSeq lists its product as uncharacterized. The record is from RefSeq and is a predicted model, not a curated record. Bases 1 to 1053 code for a protein of 350 amino acids. The transcript has a single exon. NCBI's taxonomy places the organism in Eukaryota, Euglenozoa, Kinetoplastea, Trypanosomatida, Trypanosomatidae.
AUGAGUCGAUCAGUAAGCGUGGAUUAUCUUUCCCACCGCCUCCGAGAAAUGUCACGGCAGCGUGACCGCUUAUUGAACGAAGGAAACCAAACUGCGUUUAACACGUAUGAAUGUUACUACCCAUGCAACGUCGCGGAAGGAAUGGAAUAUUCCAGCUUUGAACGCCACCACCAAGGUCCUCAUCGAAGUUGGCACCGUGGGGGGUGCUUAAAUCUCCCCACUUCACUCCCUGAAAGAAAACGGAGGGGAUAUAGAGGAGAUGUCGUAACUGACGAUGAUCGACUUCCUUCUUCGUGCAGGCGCCCCUCACUGGAUGUUAGGAAGUACCCCGCACACAAAAGUGACUAUGGUGGGAAGAAUCGUAAACUCAGUUGUCGUUGGGUUACGCUGUCCAGCGACGAGGAUCAAAGCCGCGAGUCAACAUUUUAUACUCAAGCCCAUUCUGGCUCUAGUGCCCCUUUCUUCUGUACCCCCUCAAAGUCCUUUUCACAGGUUCCGCCCAGUUCACUUCUUAUUGCACUUGUAAACAACGUAGCACGUCGCCGCGGCGUUUAUGCACCAGCGAUUCCCCAAGAAGUCGUUAUUGCGUUUGAGAAUUGCGUGAAAAGUGGAACUCUUAUGCUGAAAUUUGUUCUCUAUGACGCUCCACACGAGCGUUUUUUUAUGAUCAAGUUUCUUGAUUUCAAGGUGUACGAAGCGAAGGUUGGACCAGUACUGUGCUGGUACACAAGUGCACGGAGUUCCACAAUCCGGCGCUAUUUGCCAUUAACAAAUCUUACCGCAGUGAUUGACGGCGGUGAUGGUCAUCCUGCCGUUCAGAAACGCAUGAUGGGACCCGGAGUGAUUAAAGGAGCUGCGUUUAAUCUAAAGACAACUUAUCUGGGAACAGAUUACAUUCUUCAGUGGCAUUUUAGUUUACCGAGAGGUGAGGAAGAACGGCUGGCUGUAAAAUUCCUGUGCAAAACGUCAUACAUAGCUUGGCGUGUAGUGACCGAGUUCUUUAGUAAGAUCGGUUCCGCAAUGAUGCCGACAAUGCAGAAUGGGGCAAAAUAG